Molecule: messenger RNA, 4362 nt
Organism: Symbiodinium natans
Lineage: Eukaryota; Dinophyceae; Suessiales; Symbiodiniaceae
Source: the annotation of a GenBank genome assembly
AUGCACCGAGGUUUCACGUGCACAUCGGUGCAGCAUCUGAUCUCUGAGCUGUGCCGACAGACGGAAGACGAUGGGAAGUCGGCCUGUUGGAGAAGGUUCAGAGAUCAGAAAUACAACGAAGAGAAGUGCAACUUCAGGUUGCAGAAGCUCAUUGGCGGAAACCACGCGAAGCUUUUGGGUCAACCCUACCUUCGGUGUUUGGCCGAAGAGUUGGAGUGCGAUCUGCUUCAGCGGGACGGUGAUACGUACUUCUAUUACAAGAGGCAGCGACAUGCAGGAGCUCCUUUCGUGGCUGAUGAUGUUCAGGUCGAGAAAUGUUUGACCCGGCAGUCGGGGAUAGAGACUUUCUUUGCAGACACCUCGACAAGACUCGGACGAUUUGGAGAUGGAGGUUCCACUUCCUACAACUUUAAGUUCGUCCUUGGAAACUCCUGCGAACGCCUGUGCUUGCAAGAAAUUCUACAACUGCUUCUUGCGUGUUGGGGCCGCGUGUCCGUAGAUUUUUCGGGUGUUGACUGGAGCUUGGCGCUGCAGAGAUCGAGCUCUUCUGGCUUACUGGUGGAGACAUAUGAUGAGGGCGAGGGCGAGGGGCAGUGGCAAGCCUUUAUGCCGGAUGGCGAGCCUGUUAUUGCAAGAUGCCUCAUGCUAGGGCUAUCACGAGAAGUGGCGGAUCCUGUGAAGGCAAAGUUCGAUUUUCACGUGCUGGCUCAAGAACUGCUGGCCCUGAGGGCCAAUCCAAAUGUGAAAGACACGUCAGGGCAGUCUUUGUUGUUGGCAUGUGUUAAGAAACACAAGGCACGGGCAAUCCAGCUUCUUGUUGACCAUGAUGUGGAAAUCUCUAAAGAUGCCUUGCAAGAGGCUGUUCAACACAGCUCAGUUGAUGUUGUCCUGCGAUUGCUGAACUCCGAGAAGUGGUCACAGAGCUCCUCUGCUGGCGAAGGCAAGUCGCUGUGCGGUCUGGCUUGCCGGAGAUUGAAGGACGCUUGCAUGAACAUUGAUCAAGCCUGUGCGGGGGUUCCAGCCCAUGCAUACGGUGCAAUAUUCGAAGCUGAUGAGGUUUUGAGGUACGAGAAGCGCCUGACGCUGCCCGAGGCGGAGAUUGGGUAUGCGUUGGAGUCCGAAGCCGCCUUAUGCAUUUGCCAGUUCCAUGAAGAAGGUCAUCCCCACAGAACGCAGUUGAAGACUGCCGUCCACAAUGCCUUGCAACAGACCAUUGUGGCAACCUCAAGCAAGCUUCUCAGCAGGGUGACCGAAGAGGGGGAUACCAUGUUUCAUUUGUUAGGAAGAGCGGCUCCAGUACGACCUGUAGCCUAUGACAGAAUGAGGCUUUGGAUGCAACAGUAUUCGGAACAGGACCUCUCUCAAUAUCUUCGCCUAAAGAACAGGGAUGGGCUGUUGGCUGUGGAAGUCGCGCUUGAUGCAGGAGUAGGUCAUGACCCUGCGCCAGACUGGAAAGACAACUGUAUCUUGAGCUGGUUGUUUGAAGAGACCGAGCUUCGUGAAGACGAGCGCGAAGACUUUUUGCAGCGAUGUGUGGCUGCCUGCUGCAAGCGUGCCAAAAGCUACUCGAUGAACAAAGACCAAAUCUCCGGUGGCCUCCAACAGUUUCUACACUUAGCAGAUCGCAAAAAGUUUUAUCCAGAGUGCAGCCAGGCUUGCUUCGAUAAGGCUGCAGAGAUUCUGCUCAAAGAGGCCCAGUACAAGGCCUGUCAGCACUUAGUCAAAGCAGCUGACGAGUUGAAAUUGUCAACAGAGUCCGUGCACACGAUGCUGAAGCCCGCAGAGGGUGCUCAGAAGCAGACGCGCAAGCAGGCACCCGAGACGCAGAUUGAAGUCAAUUCGGUCCGGGUGAUUGGCAAACAGCAGAGCCUACAGACAAGCUGUAGUUGCCGGAACCUUUUGCGAGAAGCCAUUGAUGCAAAGCUUGGGGAGAGUGCAAACGCACCUCGCAAAACAGCGUUCAUGAACGUGAUUGUUCAAGGUCUUGUCAUCGUCCUUGAGGUUCUCUCGGCUGCAGACCUUGUCACAGAUAUCCUUCUUCUGAGAUGGAUGUACUUGAGCCACCACAUUUGGUGGGCAACGCUGUCUUGUUUAAUGAUGGUGGCCCCAUAUUUGGCUGCCUUCUCCGCAACUUUACGGAUCGGCUUGCGAAACCGCAUCUUUGAGGGUACGGAUGCCGAUGGGAAAGCUCAGUCUUUCUAUUGGUGCCGCAAGCUCGCCGGGUCAGUGUGUAUGACACCUCUUUGCGUUGCAGCCUUUAUUCUUUUGGAUUUGGUUUAUACAAUCAAAGCUGCCACUUUCGAUGUCUUUGCCCUCCUAGUUGGUCUCACUGCACCUGGCUGGAAAUGUGAUUUGACAGACGGCGCAGUGAGCAAGUUCCUCUCUGAUCACCUGGGCUUAACAAUAAUGGAUAUUGAAGGCUAUCGCCGGCUGCGUACAACCACCCAGCUACUCUUUGAGUCCUUCCCCCAAAUCGUCCUUCAGCUCUACAUCUUGCUGAAGUCUUCCUCCGAGAGGGAAUUCGAGGUUUCAGACGAAGAGUUGGUCGUAUCCUUGGCAUUCGCCUUGUUCCACCUCUUUGCAACUUGCUGCAUCGUUUGGUUGGAAGCAAGAUCUGCCAGAGAAUCAGUUGCACACUAUACGAUGACGUGUCUGACAGGAAGACUUGGCUGGCUCCCAUUGGCAAGCAGUGUAGAUCUGAGAAGCUCAAACAAAGGAGAGGGGCAGAAGUUGCACUUUGAUGAUUUGUCUUUCUCAUUGGCAUGUGGGCGCUUCACGAUGGCCUUUGAGUUCAGUCAAAGUACCUGGGCAAAAUUGCUGGGUGCUCUGUCAAAAGUUCAGGACCAAGCCAACAACAUCUCUGUAGCAUUUGGACCUUCCAUCUCUCUCCUGAACAUGCAUGACAUAUUGACCUUCCACAAGCGCUUCUCGAAGCUGCAGAUUUCCAUGCAGAGUGGAACAGAACCCGUGCCGUGGACAAGGAUCUUGCAGAAUUCCGGAUUGAGCCCACAAUCGGGCAACAUUUCGAUGAGUCAGAAGCAGUCGGCCUACGCCCAAGGAUUGCUUGAAGAAUUCAUCUUGAACCACAAUUGCGACGCGGUACAUGCCCUCUUAGAGGCGGGCGUUUGCAGCACUACAGGGUUGACCUCCCGGGGCUUGAUGUAUUUGACAUUUGCAGUCGAGAUGAGAAACGCAAGCAUCUGCAAGCUGCUGCUGACCUUCAAAGCUCCUUUGACCUCAUCGGAGUUGUCUUCCGAGAUCAUGGACCCGUUGGUUGAGUGGGGCUUGCGUGUACGAAGCACGCUGGAGACGCCUUUGGAAGCUGCCUUUCGCGUGUCGGAUGCUGAUGUCAUUUCCGCUUUUCUGUUCCACGAGCGGAUUCAGGCAAACUUCGCGACGAGGAGAAGCGUCCUGAGAUUGGCAGAGGUGGCUCGAGAACAGAACCUUCUGAAAGCUGCUGACACGUACGCCAAUGCAUCAGGUUUGGCUCCAGAGUGGGACCGCACCGCGAGCUUAUCAGCCCGAGUUCUGCUACGUGGCGAAGCAUCAGACUCCACGGUCGACUGCUGCGUCGCAGAGUUGCGGCGGUUCGACCUCUUCCGCGAGAAGCUUUUUCCGGUGGGAAGCCAUGAACUGAUCCCCCAGGUUCUGAAAACAGCGGCGGAUGGUGUUCUCGAGGUGGAUCUGACCUUCGUGGCGCAGGCAUUUCCACGGUUAGUAUUUUCAGCAGCUCAUCUUGAACAGUUGCUCGCAGUGGUACGCGCAGAAGCGAAAAUACCUUCGACUGCUUCCCUUCGAGUUUUAGACGGCUUGGUUUCUGAACUUGGACUUGUAGAUAUGCAGAAGUACGUGCAAAUGACAGCCCCCCAUCGAGUCACCCGCACGAUCCGACACUCACAGGAAGAGGGGCAACACGCCCGAAACAACAACUCACGAGAGAAGCGCGCCUUGGUGAUUUGUAGCCUGACCAUGCCGUCUGAUUGCUGGCGAGCAUACGGUAUGCGAAUAUCUGGGGAAUGGACAGAUCAAGGUUGGGGCAACACGGACGUGAACAAGGUUGAGAUUCGGGCUGUCACAGCUGGUGCUGGCCUGGUGUAUGUGCAAAUUCAUUCUGUGAAUUGGAAUUCAGACAGUGGUCGCAUUGAAGUGAAGUUUGGUGGGGCUCAGCUUGGACAAGGCUUGGACGAAGAGGAUGAAACAGGCCGAAAGAAUCUGGAUCUUGAGCAAGCCGAGUCUCUGCUGGAGGUCCUGACGGCAGGCGAUCUGGUCCAGAUCACGAUGGCUUGUGUUAGCUGGGGUGGUCAUGAAGCCCAUGCAGAAAAUACUUGUUUGGAAAUAGAUUACUUCACCCGUGAUAGUUAA